GUGACGGCUGUAGAGUUCAAGGAGAUUUCAACCCAUGAGGAAAAGACAGAGUUCAAGAAUAUGAACAGAGCAAUCUUUCCUGUGGUAUAUGAUGACGAGUUUUAUGACACAAUGCUGUUUAGAAGCAGCUACCAUGCAGCAUUAGUUUACUGCAACAAUCAGAUAGUAGGAACGCUAUCUUUUGAAGUUAAGAAUCGGGCAGUCUAUGUUUUCACAUUUGGGCUGCUGCAGAGAUUCAGGGGGAUAGGCUUAGGCGAGAAGAUAUGGACCAAGGUGGAGGAUAUCUUUAAAACGACGUUUCAAUGUUGCAGAAUACUUCUCCACACCCAGACAUCUAAUUUAAAGGCUGUUGAUUUUUACAAAAAACACGGUUUUAUUAUUAAAGAGACAGUCAGCGAGUACUACGAAGGACUCCCAUGCAACGCAGCCUACUUGUUUGAAAAAUACGUAUAA
Messenger RNA from Vittaforma corneae ATCC 50505, 453 nucleotides. RefSeq lists its product as uncharacterized. Lineage: Eukaryota; Fungi; Microsporidia; Nosematidae. The record is from RefSeq and is a predicted model, not a curated record. The transcript has a single exon. Gene Ontology annotation, biological process: mitotic sister chromatid cohesion. Gene Ontology annotation, molecular function: acyltransferase activity, transferring groups other than amino-acyl groups. Gene Ontology annotation, cellular component: NatA complex. The annotation marks the transcript as partial.